AUGAAUGACGAAUUGUCGCCCUUAUCAUCCGGAAUUGACAGCAUCACCCCUUUCCCUCAAUUGGAAGACGACGUCGGUCAAACACCGGCAACCCACGACGACGAUGAAGCACUACACAUGAAGGCUACGUCUCGUCGUAAUCGUGCUGGCACAUCUCAUUCUGUGAUACGCGCUAGCCCAUCCCCUGAAUCGAAAAGCGAAUCGCAAUCGUCCACAGAAUUGUCGGAAGAUGGGAGAAACCCCAAUGCUGAUCAGAUUCCAUCGCCUAGCAUAGAGAUUCAAGAAGAUUCGGAAGAUGCCGAGUUCCAAUCGCAGUACUACGUGGAAAAUGAAUCUUUGGAAGGCACAGAAGAUAUUUCGCUUGACUCUACCGGCGAGGAGUUCAAUGACGACGACGAUGACCUACAAGAGCUAAGCAGCGAUGAGGACGAGGACGGUGAGGAGUCUCACGAGGGGGGUAGAAAUAGCGUGAACAUGCAUCGACCAUUUAUGCAGUCCACGUCUUCCCUCACAGGCCCCAAUGCGUUCGCGCCGCCAUUCUAUAAUCGACCACCAACACCUCUACCACCUUCGCCGUCAUUGACUUCAUUGUUGCGACCCCCGUUUUCGACGACGACGUCGAGACCAACCACACCUGAUACCUCUGACGCCGAGACGCCGAAUGAUACGGAAGCUGCAGUCGCGAAGUCCGCGCGAAUCGCGACAACUGUUCCGAGAGCCAGUCCGAAAGUGCCGACGUAUGAAUAUUACGGCUUCGUGCUCUACCUUACGUCUUCAUUUGCAUUCUUGAUGUACCUCCUAUGGUCGUAUCUUCCAUCUCCGUUCCUCCACCAACUCGGCAUCUACUACUACCCUAAUCGAUGGUGGUCCCUUGCCAUUCCGGCAUGGCUCGUCAUGUUCCUCGUUUACGUCUACGUUGCUCUAGCAUGUUACAACACCGGCUAUCUGACACUCCCGAUGACAUCCAUUGAGAACAUAGUCGACGACGCAGCCAAUAUCGCGGUAAUUGACGGCAAAGGGCGGCGACGGCUUGGUGGUAGCGAGAAAAUGAAGCCUGGUUCAGCGACGAGUCAACCCAUGUCCACCGCACAGAACCGACGGGUACCUGGUCAUGCCUCAACCAAUAGUGCUAGCGGUAGCGGAUACCUACUGUGGAAAGAUGUCUGGGCCGAGAGCACCGAUGCCGUCAUGGAUAUACCAGUCGGAGGCGUAUGCGAGAUACUAUAUGGUCGAGAUAGGGAAGAAGACCCUAGUGUUAGUGUCGAUUCAGAAGGCUAUGAAUCGACGCAUGAUCCUCGGCGCAGGCGUCUCCAUUACGUGUCGUUGCGCCGCCAUACGGUACUCGGAAGCGUCCAUACGGAGCUGAUUAUUACAAUCCCGGACACACCUCCGCGCGCCGGACAGUCUGUGCUUUCAGCCUUCGACUUCGACAUUCUUCAUCUUGAGCUAAUCUCCGGCGGAACAACUCGCAGAAUUUUGCCUUCAUGGCCUGGCAGUCUCCUUCUGCCAUGGCUGGCAAUGGAGGAGGACUCGGGGGUGCGCCAGGUGAGGGGAUGCCAAAUCAUCCUCACCCACAAGGGACGGAGUACACAUUACAAGACCGAAUGGCAUCGUCAUGAGCGAGAUCGCAACGCCUGGGAAAUUGAACGUGCGGAGAUGAAGUCUCGCAUUGGGCGACUGGAGGGCGAUCUACGAACGAGCAAACGAUUACACGAAUCGCUAGGCAAACAUGUCAAAAUGCUGGAAAUUGCCUUGAAAAAGGAACGGGAAACGGUCCGCAGUCUACGCAACGGAGAGAAAGUCGAGGAGAUUCGCGACCCCAAGGAAGUCGCUAGAGAAAACUUGAAACAUCUUUCACAGACCAAUAAAACACAGACUGCUUUCCUAGUCCCUGAAAUCGACAACGACUCUGCUCAUGCCGACUUUCGACAGGACGCAGAACGCGAGAAAUCUCGUGUAUAUCUAAGUAAAUGUGCACAAGAAGUCUCGUACCAUGUUAUACCUGCCUCGCAUCCGCCCCCAGAAUUCACCGGACAGGAUUUGCAGAGCAAUCUAUACGGAGAACAACAGCUACCUCAGCAAAGUCUCGAGGAGGCUUAUCACCAACAACGACAGAAACAACAGCAGCAGCAACAGAAUAAUAUUAUGGUUCGAGAAUCUGCCAUACAGAACCACCAGUCAAUUCCCGCGAAUUAUGCAGAAAACCCUCGCUCAGCCAUUUCGGCAGCUCAUGCCGAGCGUCGACACCUUGCUUCCCAGAUCCCAACAAACACCGGUGAAAAUUUUGCGUCCGACAUUUUGACGAAUAAUCAAAGCCACGGAGAUGACUCCAGCAUAAUCCGUUCCUCCCAAGCUCCCCAGCAGCAAAAGCCCCAGGAGACGGAUUCAGAGACCGGUGGCUGGAAUUUUGAAGAGGCCGCUCCGAUACCUGACGUGCAGGUCGAGUCGACACCGCAUCAUCGACCUGAUACAGAUGCGUUUCCAAAGGCCAAUUUCGUGCCAGCUAAAUCACCACCACGCGGAUCUCAUCGGCGCAAGAGCUCAGGCGCGACAAGGCGGAAAAGUGAAGGCGCUUUAGACAGAGAGUCUAGUGCAUUGCAACAGAACAUUGACACAACGUUCAAAGUUCGAUUUGCUCUUCGUGGUCAUCUCGACGUUGUGCGAUCUGUUAUCUUUACUGGUGGCGGCAGUCCAUCUGAACCUGAAAUAUGCACGGGUAGUGACGAUGGAACGAUCAAACGUUGGAUACUGCCUGCUUCCUACGGUAGUUUCGGGCCUGGUGCCGGAAACGAUCUGGAUAUCACUAGCUACUUCACACAUCGCGGUCACGUUGGUGCUGUCACUUCGCUUGCGGCUUGUCCUGCCUCGCCCAAUUUCUCGAAUGGUGGCCGGGCAGUAGGUGACGGCUGGGUUUUCUCUGGUGGACAGGAUGCCAGCAUUCGAGUCUGGGAACGUGGCCGAGUUGAUCCCAAAGCCACUUUGGAUGGCCAUACAGAUACCGUCUGGGGAUUGUGCAUUCUACCUGGUACAGCUGGGUCGGUCUUCGGUGAUGUUUGCAGCAACUACGGUGGCCCUGAUCGCAUUCUGCUGGCUUCCGGUGGCGCUGAUGGCCGUAUUAUCAUCUGGGCAGUCAGUGCACCGCCUCAAGUCACCUCUCCUCAACCUGGCGCUCGGCGAGGCGCUGGCGGCCGUCGAKCCAAUUCCAUUUCUUCUGGGUCCAAUUUCCCGUCUUCUCCACAGCCUCAUACAACCACCAGCACAGUCUUUCACUACGCCAUUGUCCACAAUAUCGUCCGAACCGAGUCACCGUCGCCGACCUGUAUCAGUCCGUUGUCUCUUGCGGGAGUCAACUUUGUCGUCUCUUAUACGGACGCGUCGAUCCUCGUAUAUGAUACUAGAACGGGUGAAGAGGUUGUGGGAAUGGCCAGCCUGGAAACAUAUGAUGGAACACCAUCAACAGGUGUUAACUCUGUAGUGACUUCUACUAUUGGCUUUGACGGAACGGCCAGUCUUGAUCCGAAUCGAGCAUUGACAGAAGAAGAGGCAGUUGUCCAUGGAGCAACAGGAACGAGUGGUGGCGUGGAGGGUGUUAUUAUUAGUGGCUAUGAGGAUAGAUAUAUUCGAUUCUUCGAUGCAAACAGCGGACAAUGCACGUAUACCAUGCUGGCUCAUCCCUCUGCCAUUUCAUCUCUGUCCUUGUCGCCCGAUGGCCGCGAACUCGUCUCCGCUGGACAUGAUGCAAGUCUACGGUUCUGGUCGCUGGAAAAACGCAGUUGCACCCAAGAAAUCACCAGUCACCGACUGAUGCGUGGAGAAGGCGUAUGCUCCGUUGUGUGGAGCCGCGAUGGCCGCUGGGUAGUCAGUGGCGGAGGCGAUGGUGUUGUCAAAGUAUUCUCUCGAUGA
Talaromyces amestolkiae is the source of this 3903-nucleotide messenger RNA. RefSeq lists its product as uncharacterized. The transcript has 6 exons. The coding region runs from base 1 to 3903 and encodes 1300 amino acids. NCBI's taxonomy places the organism in Eukaryota, Fungi, Ascomycota, Eurotiomycetes, Eurotiales, Trichocomaceae. Gene Ontology annotation, molecular function: protein binding. The record is from RefSeq and is a predicted model, not a curated record.